Molecule: messenger RNA, 1389 nt
Organism: Penicillium malachiteum
Lineage: Eukaryota; Fungi; Ascomycota; Eurotiomycetes; Eurotiales; Aspergillaceae
Exons: 6
Biological process (GO): amino acid transmembrane transport
Cellular component (GO): membrane
Molecular function (GO): amino acid transmembrane transporter activity
Source: RefSeq, a predicted model, not a curated record
AUGGCCUCUAAAAUCGAAUUUCCAAAAGACGUCGAGUCCAAGACUCACAGCAUGGGGGCCGAUGACUCCAUUGAUGCCACUGAAGGCAAUUUCGAGGAGGUCAAGCGUGACCUGGAGUCACGACACAUUAACAUGAUCGCCAUUGCUGGCAUGAUCGUUAGUGCUCCCCCGUCCAUUGAAUCGCCCAAAACCAUUGCCACUGCAGGCCCGGCCGGGGCCUUCAUGGCCUACAUCGUCAUGGGUUUUGUUACAGCUGGAGUGUCUUACACCACGGGUGAGAUAACCACGUUCAUGCUCUCAACGGGUGGAUUUGUAAGACACGCAACGAAGUUUGUCGAGCCAGCACUUGGAGCUGCAACAGGAUGGAACUUCUGGUAUACUAUGGCCAUCUCAGCACCAAUGGAAAUCACAGCUGCCGCUACCUUGAUUCAAUUCUGGAAUACUGAAGUCAACGUCGCCGUAUGGAUUGCUGUCUUUGGCUUCUUAAUUGUCGCGCUGAACUUCUGCGGAGUCCGACUGUACGGUGAAUCGGAGGUUGUAUUUGCUUGUCUCAAAAUUAUGCUCAUCAUCGGUUGCAUCAUUGGAGGACUUGUCAUUGACCUCGGGGGCGGUCCCGACCAUCAUCGACUUGGUUUUCACUAUUGGAACACUCCGGGUGCCUUCAACGAAUAUAUUGCGUCGGGUUCCACAGGCAGAUUUCUUGCCUUCUGGAAGAUCCUCCUGACUGCGGCUUUCAGCUACGGAAAUAUUCAAGUUGUGGCCAUUGCUGGGUCCGAAACAAAGAACCCUCGCUUGACCAUCCCAAAUGCCACCAGAAAAACCUUCAUCAGAAUCUUCCUAUUUUACGUCCUCGGAAUUUUUAUCGUUGGCUUGAUUGUGCCUUUCAACGAUAAAUCUCUGUCUCUUUCCACGGGCACAGCUUCCGAGUCUCCAUUUGUGAUCGCAUUUACACGUGCAGGUAUAUCUAAGGUACCGCACAUCAUCAAUGCAGUCGUCUGUACUUCUGCCAUCAGCAGUGGUUCAAGCUGUAUCUUCUUGGCAUCUCGUACUCUCUACGGUCUCAGCCAAGACGGCCAUGCCCCUCGAGUAUUCCAGCGAUGCAACCGUUUCGGAACUCCAUGGUAUGCCGUGGGUCUUAGCUCCGCUCUGAUGCCGUUGGCAUUCAUAUCAGUCGAUUCUACUUCGUCGGUUGUCUUUGGAUGGUUUGUGAAUAUCACAACUGUGGCUGGACUGAUUGGAUGGAUCGUUAUCGAGGCGACAUACUUGCGAUUCUGGCGUGCACUCUCCGCCCAAAACAUCUCCAGGGAGAGACUACCGUACAGAAGCCCAUUGCAGCCUUAUACGGCUAUUUCCACUUUGGUCAUGGUAACCUUGAUUGUCUUUUUUCUC